AUGCGGAAGAUGAUUUCAAUAUGCCUGGCCCUAUUUUUUCUCCACUUUGCCAACGGAUGUGUUUCUCAACCUCGACGCUUUAAUAUAGUAGUAGAUGCUUCAGCAAUUACCACCUCAACACAGUCAAAGAAAUUGGGAACGUACGGAAAUAUGGUUUACGUUGUGCCCUCCAGGUUUGGAUGGGAAGCUGGACAAACACUUCAAGUAAUGCGGGAAUUAUGUCUUCGGAGGUAUCGAAGAAUCCCUCGAACAUACGAGGCUUCUGGCAACCUUAUGAAUUGUACUUUCAAACUCAAAAGUGGUCUCCCCAGCAGCAAAAAAUUUGAAAUUCUUCUAGAAGCAAUGAAUGACUACUUGGAUGGCGCGAUCUUCGCGGUUAGAGCGACCUGUAACUACUGCAGUAUGGUGAGCGCAGCGGUCAUUAAGGAGGGCUCGCGUCAAUCAAUGGAUGUGAUUGGAAGGGCUUUCAUUACAAAAAUGGUGGAGCGCGAUAAUAUCGAAUUAAAAUGUAAUUUUAUAAUUCAGAAACCAUUUAACGAAUUUUGA
Messenger RNA from Rodentolepis nana, 546 nucleotides. NCBI's taxonomy places the organism in Eukaryota, Metazoa, Platyhelminthes, Cestoda, Cyclophyllidea, Hymenolepididae. The record is from the annotation of a GenBank genome assembly.